CAAAAAUCAUUAUUCAUUUAUUAUUUGAAAUUUGGACUCAGAAAGAAAUUUAUUAGAGAAGAAAUAUCUCUAAUUCAACACAAAACCUCUUCACAAAUUUAGAAUAUGUUUUGAGACAAAUUUUUAAACGAAUUGAAAUAACUCGUACAACUUAAAAAAAUGUUCAAAAAAUACGUGAUUUUUAUAUUAAUUAUUAUAAAUAGUUUUUAUAAAUUUAAUUGUAGUGUUACUUCAAAGGAUACGAUUUUUACAACAAUUAUUUUUAGACAUGGAGAUCGUACACCAAUUUUACAAUAUCCAACAGACCCAAAUGCAAAUUAUUCAUUAUGGACCUCACUUGGCCCGGGUCAGUUGACUAAUAGAGGAAAAUCCCAACAUUUUGCUUUAGGACAAUGGCUUCGAGAACGUUACGCACGUUUAUUAUCCCAGCAUUAUCGAUUUGAUGAGGUCUAUAUUCAUUCCACAGAUGUCGAUCGAACUAUCAUGAGUGCUUUAAGUAAUUUAGCCGGUUUAUUUCCACCCUCAGCGGACGAUGUUUGGAGUGGAGUUCAUGAUUGGCAGCCAAUUCCAGUACAUACCAUUCCAGAUUAUGCCGAUAAUAUUUUAGCUGGCUCAAAAAAAUGUCCAAAAUAUGAGUAUGAAUUCAAUAAAACAAUGGAAUCGCCAAUAUUUCGAAAAAUUAACGAAAAAAAUCAACAAUUAUAUGCGUAUAUUACGGAACAUGCCGAAAAAAAUAUCAAUAGUUUAGUGGACUUAUCAUAUUUUUAUGAUACAUUGUUUAUAAACGAUCUGUACAACUUAACAUUACCAAAUUGGACACAGCCAAUUUAUCCAAAUCCAUUAAAACAAUGGUCCAGUAUUUCAUUUGAAGUUCAAUGUUUUACAAAAACUUUACAAAGACUGAAAAUAGGAUUACUGUUUAAUGAAAUGAUUGAACGAAUGUUCUCAAAAAUCCACAAUAGUUUAAAUCCAAAUCGUAACAUGUGGAUAUAUUCAGCGCACGAUACAACAAUUUCAAACGUUUUAAUGGGACUCAACCUUUACAAUUUUAUAAGUCCACCAUAUGCGAGCGCUUUAAUGUUUGAAUUACAAAAGCGCAACGAUUCUUUUGGAAUUUCUAUAUAUUUUAAAAAUGAGACGCUCAACGAUCAGCCAUAUUUACUAAAGUUACCAAACUGUGAUGAAUUUUGUGAAAUUAAUGAAUUCCAGAGAAUUUUAAAACCAAUUUUAUUGACACCCGCACAAUGGGAGGAAGAAUGUCAAUUGGGAAUUUUAAAUAAUUUUAAUGACAUGGACUCAACAUCAGUUUUAGUGAUUAUGUCUGGGAUUAUAGUAAUUAUUUUAUUAAUAGCAAGUGUAGCAAUUGCGCUUGCGUACAUGAAUAAAAAUGAAUAUACGACCAAUAAAUUUUAUUUUCGAUUGGAUGGCAACGAGAAUUAACAAAAUUUAGAAGAUUGGCAACAUGAUUUUUUAUUUCAAGCAUUUUUUAAUUGUUUCAAGCAUUUUGGUUUUUUUAUUUUUUUAAUUUUUUUUUAGGAAUGUUAAAAUUAAGGAAUAGUACUACAGAUGGGUCAUUUUUUACCCCCCAAAACCCGUGCGUAUGGGCCUGCUGGGAACUCAUUAAUGCUCCAAAUUACAUGCUUUUAAUAUCAAUAGCACAAUGGUUUAAAAUAUUUCUCCUAUCUGCAGUACUAUAUUGAGUGUUCCAAGAAAAUGUAUACAAACUUGUCUCGAGUCAUGAGUACAGUGUCAUACAUUUGUUUGGGACAUUUUGCAUAUUUAAGUUUAGAUCUCAAUG
This is a messenger RNA of Chrysoperla carnea, 1798 nucleotides long. RefSeq names its product prostatic acid phosphatase-like. The record is from RefSeq and is a predicted model, not a curated record. Lineage: Eukaryota; Metazoa; Arthropoda; Insecta; Neuroptera; Chrysopidae. Gene Ontology annotation, molecular function: phosphatase activity. The coding region runs from base 160 to 1440 and encodes 426 amino acids. Gene Ontology annotation, biological process: dephosphorylation. The transcript has 8 exons.